Sinocyclocheilus anshuiensis is the source of this 1125-nucleotide messenger RNA. Its product is annotated as protein-glutamine gamma-glutamyltransferase K-like. The transcript has 7 exons. The record is from RefSeq and is a predicted model, not a curated record. Gene Ontology annotation, molecular function: protein-glutamine gamma-glutamyltransferase activity. The annotation marks the transcript as partial. Lineage: Eukaryota; Metazoa; Chordata; Actinopteri; Cypriniformes; Cyprinidae. Gene Ontology annotation, biological process: peptide cross-linking.
GUAAUAUCCCAUCGACAUGGAGCGAGAUGCUCACGAUUGUUCCAUUAGUGAAGGAAUUCAAGAAAGACUGCUGGGAAGCCAGGAUUGUUGAACAAAUGCAAAACCGAAUCAAACUGUGUGUUUAUUCUCAGUCAACAGCUUCUAUUGGACAAUACAAACUUACUAUCGUAACCAAUUGCCCAGGAGGAAAGGUCACUUCAACUGAUUAUGAUAUUUACAUGCUGUUCAACCCCUGGUGUAAAUAUGACGGUGUGUACCUGAGUGAUGAGGCGGAGAGAGUUGAGUAUGUGCUGAAUGACAUGGGCAGAAUCUACUAUGGAACUAAACAUCAGAUUGGCUCCAGAACAUGGAACUUUGGUCAAUUUGAUGAAGGAGUCUUGGCUGCGUGCUUCUUUGUGUUGGAGAAGAGUGGUGGGCCUUGCUCAGGAUGGGGAGACCCUGUUAAUGUGGUCAGAGUGAUAUCUGCAUUUAUUAAUGCCAGUGACAACAGUGGUGUGAUGAUGGGUAGCUGGUCAAGUACCUACAAUGACGGAACUUCUCCUACUGCUUGGUGUGGCAGCAGUGCCGUCCUGACACAGUACCACAAAAGUGGAGGAGAACCUGUCAGAUAUGGUCAGUGCUGGGUCUUUGCUGGAGUCACCAACACAAUUUUGAGAUGUUUGGGCAUUCCUACUCGUCCAGUCUCAAACUUCAAUUCUGCUCAUGAUACUGAUGUUUCAUUGACAGCUGAUGUUUAUUUUGAUGAGAAAUUUGAGCCGAUUGAGCAUCUAAACCGUUAUUCAGUCUGGAACUACCAUGUGUGGAAUGAGGCCUGGAUGACUCGGCCAGACCUGCCAUCUGGUUUCGAAGGUUGGCAGGUGGUUGAUUCCACUCCUCAACUGACCAGCCAGGACAAUCUUCACUGCCCCAUUUCUGUUGCUGCAAUACGAAGCGGGCAGGUUCAGCAUGACGCGCCCUUACUUUUUGCUGGAGUGAACAGCGAUAAAGUCUACUGGCAGCGUGAAGCGAAUGAAGACUUCGCUGUAAUUCAGGUUGAGAAGAACGCAGUAGGUCACUGCAUCAGCACCAAAGCUAUCGGCUCAGAUCAACGUGUAGACAUCACGCACUUUUACAAACACCCAGAAG